AUGUCCCACUGUAAUCUAAGAGACCACCAUUGCUGUUGUUGUAAUAGAUGGUACAUUGGCUUAAAAAAAAAAGGCGAAAACUGGACUUGGGUGAAUAGAAAACUGCUGAACAUGUCUAAAUGGGCAGAAGAGCGACAAAGUAGGGGAGCUGUGGCUCACAUAUGCAAGCAGUCUGUUAAUGGCGACCAGGGCCUAUUUUAUAACAUCCAUGGCUCUAGGAACUUGGCUUAUAUUUGCGAAAUUCCAAAAGGUAAGACAAAAUUACUCUUUAUUUUUAAAACUGAACUAAGUAAAAGGCACGCCAAGAGCUCAAGAGUAAUGCGAAUGUUAUCUAUGUGUUCACGUUCGGUACACUUACCACUGCUAUCAUAGUGGAACUUAUAGAGGUUCUGACAUUCAGGAUAAUUCGAAGAACAACUUUGAUUGUAACUAGUCGAGUUAAACAACAACUUUGAAAGUGAUUGUCUCAUCGAACUGUCCGACAACAACUUGGCAUGUAACAUAGCAACUUCGAAUUUGUAGAAGAUAGGAGCUUUUUAAAACCAACAACAAUCGAGAAAAUUAUAACUUCUGUGAUUUUAUGAGUAACAGCAGUUGUGAAAACUUUCAAUCAUCAGCUAUUUUAGUUUCCUUGAUUUUCUUUAUUUGAUUGAACAAAAUGAAGGUCACCAUCGGCUGCAAAAAAUCGUCACUCCAAUUGGUCUGGUUAAAAGUUAUCCUUAGUGAUUCAUUAUUAUAAAUUGCUUUAUCUUAGAUCCAUUAUUAUAAAUUGCUUUAUCUUAAUAGAAGGGCUUGUGAUUCAUUUUUAUAGAGAUACAUGACAACUUAUUAUUACAAUCGUAUUAUAAAACAAACACCAACUACAAGCAGACUCAACCUAUCUUUACAUUUUCCUUAGUUAAAAUCUGAUCAUUAGAACCACGAAGUUAUAGGUGCUGAUUUCAAUGCAAUGCGAAAUAUUCAGAGUACAGGAUAAACCUAAUAUUAUGAUAUUAUUUAUCCACUGAUAAAGUAAACAGAGAAAGCGAUUCAAUUAUUUGCCGCCUUAUCCGAGUUAAAGAGUCAUAUGUAAGAUGCAUGAAGACAGUUUUAGAGAUAAAAUUGAACUUAAUUAUUCCAAUGAAUAUAAAUUGAAUUUUUAAAUGUAAUAUAGAAAACAGUAUGGAAAAAAAGUUGUUGAUGAGAGCAUUUCGUUAGUAAAGUUUUUUUUAUCUUUGGCGUUAAUUGCACCAGUGUCAGCUAAACCACCAGUGUCCUCACCGACAGCUGCGGACAAAUCUUUACCAUCUGAAUCUAUACGGCCACAACCCACUCCAUCGCCCACACUAUGGUUAUCAUUGUUGCCAUUGCGUUCGCCGUCACCAUCAGCGUCAUUGUCUAUGUCGCAGUCGCCAUCGCAGUUGGUUCCGCAGUUGUUUUCUUCAUCAGUGUCUCAUCCUCCAUUUCAUUUGCUGUCUCAGUCGCAGUUUACGUCGUUGUUGCAAUCAAUUGCCCAAUUGCCUUCCCAAUCGCCUUCUCAGUCAUCGCCCCUAUUGCCCUCACAGUUGGCGUCACAUUCGCCGUGUCAGUUGUACUCGCUAUCUUUUUGGCUAUCAACGUCCCAGACGCCUUUUCAGUUACUGUCGCAGUCAGCAUUGCAGUGGACGUUUCAGUCAACUGCAGUCGCAUCUUCACCAUCCGGAUCCAUAAAGUUACGUUCCACUCCAUCGCUACCUGUGUGGUCAUUAUCCUCGACAUUGUUUUCGCUGUCACAAUCACCGUCCCUGUCGGUGUCUCAAUCACCUUUUUCACAGUCACCUAAGUCACGGUCUCAGUUGUCUUCGUUACAGUCACCUUUUGACUUGCCUUCGUCCGCGCUUUUGCCAUCGCAGUCAUUGUUACCAUCGACAUCAUCAUCGCCGCUGCAGUCGAAAAUGAUUCAAAAGCUGGUGUGUAUUUUUUUUUUGUUUUGUUUUUGCUUUGCUUGUUUGUUUUUUUUUUACUUUGAGGAUCCUCAUACUCUAUAAUUAUAAUUGUUAUUUUUCUUACCUCAGGCGGCUGAAUAUGUUUCUAAACUUCGCAGAAUGGAUAUCACCAACGCCAGUUCCUUGCAGGUAUUUCAUUCUACUAAUUUCUACAUGCAGUUAUGCAACUGAUGCUCCAGUCAGUGUGUUUCAAAUGUUCGAACGGAAUCCGCAAAUAUGAAUUUUUAUCACGCGUGUAAUAAUAUACAUGAAAAAAUUACUCAGUUCUGAUUGGUUAAGAUAAAUGCAGUUUUCAGGUAAAUCAGUGCAGAAGAGGGUUAAUUCAGUGCAGAAUAGGGUUAAUUCAGUGCAGAAUAGGGUUAAUUCAGUGCAGAAUAGGGUUAAUUCAGUGCAGAAUAGGGUUAAUUCAGUGCAAAGAAGUAACAAACCAGACAUUCUGAUUGGUCAAUAAUCAAAGAAACUCACAGAUAGCCAAUAAAGUGCGAGCCUUGAAUGUCACAACAUUUGCUGAAAAUUUGCGGGCAAAACAAUGGCCGGUUUAUCAAAUGGGCUUUUUUCGCCACCGCAACAACAAUACAGCGGCUGAAAAACAGCUCGGCUAACAACGAAAAUACCGUAAAAAGUAAUUCCUUUUGUGUUGUCGACUUGGAAAUAGUGGUGUUUACGGAAGGAAAUUGCCAAGUAAAUCGAAAAUUGCAAGCCAAACCAACUUUAUUCGAGCGAUUCUAUGCCGAAAUUAAAAGUAAACAUGGUUAAACCUCGAAACGACGAUUCCAUUCAUAGAAAGUGAUUCGGACACAUACUGAACAAUUAUCGAAAUUAUCGUUAUCAGAAUUAUUAUCAGUAUCAUUUUUAUUUGUUUUUUAAUUAUUAGACAAUACCUGAAUAAUUGAUCCGCCAAGUAAAAAUAUUUUGAUUUCCUGGGCGAGUCUAUCUUUAACCUGUGCACAUACAUUUGUACCCGAUAUUGGUUGGCUCUCUCGCUGGAGUAUUUUCUCGUUUAUUUGACAUGAUUCUUUUUAUUUUCUUAAAAAAAUGCACAGCACCUUGCGGGAACAAAAAUAUUUCAUGUCAUUACAGGAAGCCAUAGUGGUUUUGGAAGUAUUCAUCACAAGUAUUAAAAACAUCACAAGAGCUCGUGACCGCGCGCUUGUAACAGAAGAGAUCGAGAUAAAGAGAGAAUUCACUUUUAACGUGGCAGUCGCCUUUGAGGAAUUUGCUCUUAAUUACAGCAAGCUCCACCUGAUUGGAACGAGGUCCUCACAAGUGAUCGACAACCACAUAAUGGGUGAGUCUGAACACAAUAUGGUCUCUAGGCCUUGAUGAUGUAGUAAAUUUGUACACGUUACUGAAUGGGAAGCAUUAUUUCUGGAUCAAAUCGACUCCUCCGGUCCUCCCAUUGACUAUUUGUGUUUAUCAAUCGUGAUGGAAUUGAAUAAUUAUAUCCAGCGAUUUUAUCGAUGAUUUUACAAUCUUUUAAGGAUUGCAUUUGUUGUGAGGUAAAGUAAAGAAAAGCGUUAAUGCAACCAUGAUAUAUAGACUGUAUUUUCAGUCCAACAUGAGUCGUGAAAUUAUUAAUACCAUCACCUGGUGUUUUCUUCGUUAGUGCUGGGUAUUCAAAAAACCUACUAUCAAAAUGCAGGUGACUUCUACCUUGAGGAUCAAGAAUUGCAAGCAAGCAUAAAUGUUUUGUCUGCAAAUUUUGCAAAAUCCGGUUGGUAUCGACAGCAGUGUUUACUCCUUAAUGGAUAAGUACAGUUCCCUUUAUUUGCCUUACAAAUUUACGCGGUGUUGAAGUACAUCUGCACAUAUACAUAGUCCUGAAUUUGUUUGUUUACAAAGUCUAUCAAUUCAGUUAUCUGAAAUUUCUUGGAAGAACAUGUUUAAUCCCGACUUUUUUUUAACUUUUCAAUUUUUUCCUCCUUUUUUUUUAGUUUCUCUGGUUGUUGGGAUUGUGUAUAAGGAUCUCCACGAACUACUGGACCUAGAUCAACCGAUCAGGAAUGAAGACACACGGUGAAUUUUAAUUUCUCUAAAAUCUUAAAUUGUAUCUUCCGCAUUCAACCAAGAAAGUUUUUUAAACUUUUCAAAGCCCUAUUUCGUGGUCCCUGUGUAAAUCAAUGAUUACUUUCGGUGUCAAAGAAAUCAGCUUUAAAGUAACACAGUUAGAGCUCCUUGGCUACCAUGGUUACCAUCUCGUUAAAAAUUAUAUGAUUCAAAUUGUACAAAAUUAUUAUUUUCUUUUCUUUUUUGCUAGGCAUUUGAACUCCAGGAUAAUGGGCGUGGCUAUGGAUCCAAAACCAAACAAACUAGAAGCGAAUGUCAUAUUAAAGUUCAGAAACCUGAGGGUAACAACACGAUCAAAAUUGGUAUCAAUUGGGCCACACUUUGUUUAUUUAUUCUAACGAGAUAAUACACGUUUUCAGGUUGAUGAAAGAAAAAAGGCUGGUGUGUUUUGGAAGGGCUUUAACAGAAGGUAACAAGCUGAAAUAUAUUACUUACCUUGUUCUAGAAGUUAUGCACGCCGGGCUUACGUAAUCUUUGUUAACCGUUAUGAAGUUUUGUCUGUGAAGGAAACACCAAUUAGCUUUUGCAGCGGAAAAGACCAAAAAAAAAAAAAAACAACAACAACAACGUUCGAGUGGGAAAGCUCCUCACUUGAAUAUGAUACCAAUGUGACUUUCCUUAAAGUUCUCGAAUAUCCGUCAUUGUCAAUUUGUUACUUUCUGGUUUGAAGCCAUUUUUUUUUAUGCAUUUUAUUCGUUUUCACUUCCGAUUGUCGCCUUUUUUCGCUUCUCUCGUCGUCGUCUUACGUAGUGUUGCUGACAGAAUCGUUUUGUUUACCGUAAAAGUAAAAGUUCACCUUUGAUUUUUUUGUUUUUUCCGUUUUCCAAUUUUCUUUUUCACAUAAGGUAAGAUUCAGUUGUGUUUUACUAGCCUGGGGUCAAUAUACCCUUUCAUCUCAGUGUAACAAUUAGAAUAUCAAAACCGACUCUAUGAGUAGCAUAUCAAACAGGGGAGGUAGAUCAAGUGAAUUGUGGAGACUUUAGAAUCACUGAGCUUUGGAUGGUUAAGAACUGAUAUUUGGCCAAUUGUUCAUCUAAAGAUUAGAGAGCGAUUGAAAAGGAGGAUGAACGCAAUUUUUCCAUCUUCCGAAGUUGGAAACUCUGCAAGGAAGAGCUCACGAGUUAACGCAAGUGAUGCCGGGAAAAUGCGGGCAGUCGAAAUGCAGUCUUUCGAUACAUAAAUAGCACUGCGCCUCGGUGAAGCUAGUCAAUCAUCUUUUAGCGAUUUGCAAUCACUUAGCAUGACCUUCCCUCAGUAAUUCCUCAUUAGAACCUGGUUAGUAUCGUAGUAUCAGUAAGGAAGGGGGAUUAGGAUUUUUGGUUUUGCGGUGUUCGUCAUCUUUUUAGAUCGGUUUUUCGGUUUUGUGCCAAACAAACUUCGGUUUUACAGUUUUGGUGUUUAUUGUGGUUCGCAGAUUUCCGAGUUUUGGCACUUGGUUUUCGAUUUUCGUCAAAAAUACUAAUGGGUUUUCAGAUUUGGAGUCCGAAGUAGUUUUGGCUUUUCCUAUUUGGGUUCCAAUUCCUCUUUGAUCUGAGCGGCAAUCUUUUUGCCUCCAUAGCUGUGAGACCUCUUUGUGCUCCAUCUGUCAUCUUUAUUGGAUCGAUUAGGGUUUUCACAACUAGGAUGUGAAAAAUCGGUUUAGACGGUUUUGGAUGCGAUUUUCGGCUUUAAGCGAAUUUUUGUCGCGGUUUUAAAUGUAUUUUUUUUUCAGUUCUGCGGUUUCGUAAUGCUAUUAGCUGUUGACUUUAAUUGAUGCCCCCUGGUAAAUCAUGGGUCUAUCCCCCUUCACUAGUACAUGCAUGGACCCUCGUUUUAAUGGGACGGAUAAAAUGAUAUAAAUCUCACUCGGUUUGUCGCCCUUCUUAAGAUAUUUCUGCUUAAUGUUAAUACUUGUAGAAGAGCUUUACAUUCCAAGCCAUUGAAGUUAGUCAACUGCAAUGUUUGUACUUUAUUGUUAAGUUUAAGGUUCGCCCUAAAAUUAAAAGAAAAAAACUGUGUAAAAGCUUGAUUACCUAUAAAUUGUGUUAAACAUACAAAUCAACGAUUUCAACGUCUUUUCUUUAAUCUGUUUUCGUGUUCCAUAUAGUAAGUCAGAUACGUAAUCAAAUUGAAUGUGACACAAUAUAGUUGCUCCUAUAGCAAUAAUGGAUAAAUAAACAAAUGUAUAAUAAAUACAUAUUCACCUAUCUAGUCAUCAUUAUUAUUUUUUAAAGCCCCAUUUUUUUUCCUUUUUUUUUUUUUGUAUUCAUGUCAGGAAAUGACGAAUGUUCUCAAAUUUCUCAGAGUCGAAAUGUUUGAUCAAGUGUAUUGCUUGAAAUGUUGGAAUGAAAACUAGUUGGAGAAAAAGUCGGUAUCGAUAGAUACAACAUGAAUGCAUAUACACAAGUGGCAACUCUUACAGCGAUUUUUGCAUUUGCUACUUCUUGUUUAUCACCGAAACACCUUUGAGGAAAUAUAAACUAUCAGGAAUAUACAAAUGAAGUCACGUCUAUUUUGCUUAAUUUUGUCCCCAAGGGGAGGGGGGGGAGGAGGAGGUUUGGAUACCUUAUUUUAAAUGCAAAACCAAGUAAGUUGCAAGGCUGGUAUGCAUUUCAGGAUCUUGGACAUACAAUUCAUAUAGGAUCAUGUACUCCUGUUAUACGUAUCCUUUCCUGUAGGUUCGAAUAUUUUCCGAAAAGAAAAUUCCGUGUAGGGCGGAAAUAAUUUUUCAGGGUUUGAUAUCAUGAUAAGGGUAUUUCAAGCGUAAUGCUACUGGCGAGUUAAGGUUUAUCGGCGCGAGAAAAGCACUGCACUGAAGAAGUUUGUCCCAAAAACACUCGUGUAUAUCAAGAAACAAACGUAGUAGUUCUCCAAUUUCAUGACUUUAUAAUUCUUUUUGGUUUAGAUCCUUAUAAGCGCGCUGCUAUUUGAUUUCUACUUUCAAUAUAAAUUGUAGUACCCACUGUGACUUUCUCAGUACAUCAUUUUUAAUUUACAAAAUUUUGGUCUCGUUUUAAAUUAUUCGUUUUUAUUGCUUUUUCUAACUUUUUAAGUUUGAACUUAAAUGGGCUGUCAGGGGCAAGUUUCUAAUGGCAGAAAAAACUUAUGCCCAUUUUAAAUUUGCUUUAGGCAAAAAAAGUUAGUAUAAUAGGAAUGACAUGUAAAUAAGAGAGCCGUUAGAAGAGAGAUUAAAGAGUUUACGGCAAAACUGCGAUAGAUUUCAAAAAGUAACCCCGACGCUUAAAAUGGUAGUUCUUAAGAAAUGUCUGAAAUUAGUCAUUUCCUUCUAUUCAAGAACAAAUAGAAAAUGUUUGUUCUGACUUCAGAUGACAUUGUGGUGUAACUGCGAAAUGAAAUGCCGGACGUUCACACUGUACAUGUCAGCCAGUUCUAAAUCGAGAAAAAUAUAUUGCAUUUUAAAAGCUUAACUGUCGCUAAAAAUUAACAAAAUACAAGCUGAAAUCAUCCAUUUACUGGAUACCGGUCUAUCAAGCACUCACGAGCAAUAAUUUUACACAACGAUAUAGAAGAUAAUGGACAAACCAUUAUACCGACUGUAAUAUAGUACACUCUAUCAUAUAGCGAGUGCAUCAUCCGGCUUAAGUUGGCUUUUUUAGCCGCGGGGAAAUUAUUUCUCGAAGAAAUGAACAUUCUUCAAUCAUCGACUACGAACGCAUUGUUGAUAAGAUUUAUGGGUGAGUAUCAACUUUAUUUAUGUUCAUUUAUUCUUGCUACAGUAAGUCGUCGUAUCUCCCUACGAUAGUUUAUCUAGAGAAAGGCUUGAUGAACUUCUAACUUCUGAUUCAGUUCUUGUGUCGGAUCCCAAAAGGAAAAAAAAAACCAAGAAAAAGUUAAAUUCACUGUUUGUUUGGUGUACGUUCGUUUAUUUCAAUGUCCUCCUAAAAUCAAUGAACACCCAAAUUGCAAAUAGAUAAACGUUAUGACUGUUCUGAUAAAAAAUAAAAUAAAUAAAUGAAAAAAAAAAAAAAUUUAAAAAAUCGUAAAUUUUUUAGGUCAAAGAUACAAACAGGAGUUGAGUGUUUUGGAAAGCAUUUCGGAACCAAACGUAAGAAUUAGUAAUUUUCUUUAUGAGUUUACUGGUAUUUAUGAUUGGAAGAGACCUUCUAAUAUUUAUUUUUGAAGGAAAUCAGCAAUAGGGAUCAGUAGCUUUCGUCUUCCCAUAUACAGUAUAAAACGCCAAAAUUGCAAUUCUAUUCCAGCCAUCGACAUUUGUAGACAUGUUCGUUUUCAUCGUAGGUGAUAUAUGGAUCUUAGGGCGUCAAUACUCGUAAUAAAUAUUCCUAUAAACCCAGCUCAAAAAAAGAAUCACAUGGCUAUAAGUUUAAGUGUAGCGACUCGGAAAAGGUGACACCUUUAAUGACUGACUAACCUAUGUUCGCGGUAUAAAUGUGUAAUCAUGAGUGACAUGUAUUAUUCUUGCUCCACGGAAGGGGACGCUUUUUCUAAGAUGGUGCUUCAUGCAUGCAGUGCACGCUUAUGGCAAAGAAUCACAUGAAUUCCCACUCUUGGUUUUUGAAAAUGAAAGGCAUAUGUGCUGGGAAGGAUUGUGAAAACAGGGUUUUGCCUUCACAAAUGAACGGACGGACGGACGGGGACAACUCUUAAAAACUCUUUCUGGGUAAAGGCAUUCCAUGGGGGCAGUCGCUGGCUGCGGGAAGGAACCGGAAUCUAUUACGGUUGCUGACUAUCCUUGAGAGAAUGACUAACGACAACAGGGUUGGCUCCAACGUAGAUUUAUUCUGCAAGCUCUAAUACAAUUUUGACCAGAACGGACCUGGCCAGGGCUGGUUCGACCCUGCUCUUCUCUUCUUCUCUUUUCUUCUCUUCCUUUUUUCUCCUUUAAGCUUUACAGAACAGUCCUAUUUAAGCCUAACGUACAUGGAUAACGUAAUGCCAUGAAUAAUCUAAAGAAUCAUGUAAUCUACUACACUAUUGGCUAAGCAGGAAUUUCGCCUUUUACAACAUUAAUUACUUUCAAAGAGUUCCGGUGGAUAACAGUUACACAAAAGGACAUGACAGGUGGCUGUUACAGUUUAACACUAAUAACAACUGUUUACGGGUGGCUGAAGGAGAACUGGUAGCAUUUACGCUUUGCUGAACUAAGUUUUCUACGUUGAAUAUUGUAUUUUUAAGCGCAAGCACGAAAGAACUCGAUAACUAAAAAUCCUAUCGUUACAGGAUGAAAGUUGUAUCUGAGGCAGUUUAUUCGCAAAAUUUACAGCCAACCAAGUAUAGCCCUGGCUAACCACAGGCAAAGUGCAUUGGAAAAGCUAUUUCGUAAUGUCAUAGGCACGAACUCAGAUGCAACACAUGUAGUAAAUGGAUCUGCUUCAGAACUUUUGAGUUAAGCAAGGCUCUUCCUUCUGCCGAUCGCCUAUAUAGGACAUCUUCCAUUCAUAUUGGCAAGUUGUUGGCGUCUUUAAGCCGUAAUUCAUGUUUGUGUUGAUCACAAAAAUCAAGGUAAUUUCUCCCUCUGGCGAAGUGGCAAGUAGAUUAAAAAAAAAUUUACCAUGCAAUUCAGAAGCAGUAAACUGCUAUUAUAGUCAAACCUGUAUUAAACGAUCAUCCAAGGGGAAUGGAAUAUCAGAUUAGAGGAUUUAAGAUUCCAGACCAAGAAAAAUAUGAAUAUAGCUCAUUUAAGAUAUGUGGGGUCUUUGACAGCGUAAACAGAGUCCACUUUUAUUGAUAAAUGCACCACGCAGAAACGAUUUACAAUUAUUUGACGUUUUAGGCCGCUGGUAAGGCCUAAAAUAUUACUGAAAACAGUAAUUUUUUUUUUUUUUACGAUGCAUUGAAACACGUGGGAGUAUAUUAGGUAUUGAUCACUCUAUUUCAAAAGGCUCGUUUUGAAAGUACAGCUUGUUGGAUUUGUUUUUGUUCGUCUGAAUUUACUACGUGGACUGAGUUAAUUUCAAUAAGAUUCCUUUUAAUGCAUGAUGAUUAGCCUCAAAGAAGUGGCGUUUUAGGCAAGGCACACCUGCUCUAAUGAGUCUAUUCAACUGCAAGCCGUAGGGUUUUAAAACACUUGCGUGGAGCGAUAAGGCCAAAAAAUACUGUGAUCAAUAGACUCCAUUAGAAACUCCUUUAUAUAAGCUUCGCUGAGCAUCGUACGUAGAAAAUAGGAAAAGUAUAAUAUCACGAAAUUUUAUCCUUCACCAGAUAGUCUGACUUCACAAUUUACCGUUUGGACUGUGCAUUUUAGCCAUGAAUGAAGUGUCUAUUUGUAUGUCUUGUGAAAGUGAUGAACACAAAAAAUGCUGAAAAUUAAAAAAAAAAAACCCAAAAAAAACAACUAAACUAACGUAAGGCUUCAUUGUUCGACAAAUGAUUUAUAUUAUGGUUGUGGCCUUGUAUCCUUGGUGAGGCUGUUUUUAAAUUUUUAGUAGAAGUCAUCAAAUCAAUAGUCGCGUAUUGAAAUAUUUUGUUUCUAUAUUGAUAAAAAUGAUCGGAGUUAGGUUUUCCCGUGCGUAUGAAUCCUCCAUCUCUGAUUAACGUGGACAAUUGGGUAAAUGCGCUCUCGCGGUUUGAAGAUGUUGAUGUUCCAAAUCUGCCACAUUAUUGAUGUUCUCUCUUCCACAUAAUACUACUUCAAUUGAUCGCUUCAGUUCUUUAAGUCUAAAUGUAGUCAAAAUAGGAUUUACUGCAGAAUUGACGUUCAGAAAUAUCUCGGAAGUUACUCUUAAAGUCAACAGCCAUUUCUGAUCGUGGCAGCUGUCGCAGUUUGCUUCAAUAAGAACAACGACGAAAUAGGGAACCAGACAAGUAAUCAGACAAAUUAAGAUUAAAAACGAAGUUGUGGCACAUCGAUGCUGUUUUUGGGUGUUUUUUAGUCUGCGUAUGUCGCUAAGUACUGGGUUUUCAGAGAUAGAUGACCGUCUUUGCAAAUCAACGCGAGAGCGGCUCUUUCGCAAAGUUAUGAAAAUCCCAGUAUAGGCCAUUGUAGUUACGACAAGAGGAAACGUCGUGUGUAAGUGAAUAUCGACUAAAACGUAAACAUCCCGAGACAAAUCAACGAGCUGAAGAGAGGCGAAUAUGCUAGAGAAAAGAACCAUGAUCGCUGUACAAAAGACGAGGUGUUUUGUUCUGACUUUACGAAGAUAGAAAUAAGGACAAACAACAGAAACGAAACGAUCGACCGACAUGGCUGUAACGAGCAAAAUUGAGCUGUUAACUCCAAUGUAUCCCAUUAUUCUGGGGAAAUCUCCCUCCGUAGGUGAAAAAUGUUCUCCAAAUGUACACCUAAGCCUCAUAACAGCCUCUGCUGGGCAAACAGCAAUGCCAACGAACAGAUCCAUCGCAGCGAUAAAUAUCAAAAACACGGAAAAUGUUUUUCUGAAGCGACGAAGGGGGUCUCUGUAUAAUGCCACCAAAGUCACACCAUUAAGAACUGAUAUAAGAAAUGAAAGUAGGGAAAAAGAUAUUCCACUCGCGAGACAAAUAGACUUCUCAAAAUCUCGCUCCAUGACGAUAAGCGUAUAACAGUUCUGUGACAAAAGGCAGAAUAUUGUUUGUUCAAUGUAAGACGUCUUCAGGGAGGUAAAUUACUCAGAAAAAAAAGAGUUAAUUAGAACUUUUCAAUGGUUUGUGCAUAAUGAUUAUCUUAUAUACGCCACUAAUGCACUACCUGAAUUUGAAUAACAUUCUUUGUAAUCAACAAAAGCCAAUUGCUUUAAAGAAUCUGAAUUUGAAACUAAUGCCCUCUAGAGCAUGGAGUGCGAUGUUGCGAUAUUAUGUAAUGGAAAAGGUUGGCUUAAGUAGCUUCAGAGAGGAGAUUUUAAGCAAACAAAGCAUUUAUUAGUUAAAAAAUGAUUAAAAAAGGCCAUGAAUGAGAGUGGUAAUGAUAAUAAGAAACUAAAUGAAACAAGUAAUACGAAACGUGCUUUCCCUUUUCAAUUUACAUACGUUCAAUAGCAAACGUCGGUUCAUUUGCUUUUUUCUUCAAUAUUAUGACAUGGAGAAAAACAAAAAUAGUCUUUCAGUGAAUUAAAUGCGGGUUUAAAAAAGUAUUACGCUCAGAUAAAGUUAAGAAGACAUACUGGACCUCUCAUUCAACGUUAGCUUUUAGAGUUUAUUUUUUUUUAAUCACGCCAAGAAAGACGAAACGUUUAAGAUUCGCUUUCAUCUCCAAGAAAAUCUCAAGCGUGUGGUAAGGGUGGAAGUAGAAGACUUCUCGAAUUUAAUGCUAAUUGCCUCAUAAGUUGCCUAGCUAUCUCAGAUUCAGAUAAAUAUAACUCAACAUGGAAAAAGAAAUCUGCUGCUCAGUGAUAUCAGUUCCGAUGUCAAACGGCAAUUUUGAAGAAAAAUUGUGCUACAUCAGCGAGAAAAUAUCUUGAUACCAAUAAAACAACAAGCAGAAAUACCAAUGAAACAUUUUUUAUUCAUGUUGUGAACUAAUCUUUAAGCAAAAAAAUUUGAAACUAUGCCAGUAUUUUUUUGCCAUUAAUUUGCGGUUCUUCUUUCUAGAAUAUUUUCCCCAUCAUAUUUGGAGACCCUGAGGGUAUACUCAAACAGGUAGUUAUUGACUCGUGGGCAAUUUUGGAGGGAACAGCUAAUCGAAAAACUAUUGUGAACUAGUAUGCGCAUGUUUGUUAAUAGAUUAGGAGAGAUGGUAAACUUUGAGCUCGGUAAAGAAAGAAAGAAAGAUUUUUUUGUCCUGUCACGAGCCUGGGACAAAGAAAAAAUUUUGAGUCCCCAUGAAGGAUCAAACCUUUAAAAAGCUCAGAACUUGCCAUCUCUCUUAUUGUAUUUAAAAACAUAACGCUAUCGACAUUGUUGAUCCUAUCUGUAUGCAGGACGCGUGUCAUAUGAAUUUCGUAAUAGACCUCGCUCACCGUGAAGUAUGUGUGGCUCAGUGACGAGGAAUCCGAAGGGGAUUCAGAAUUUUUUAUUUGUCCCACGCUCGUGAAAAGACGAACAAAUCUAUAUUUUUUCUCUGCCUUUGCAUGUUUAAGCAUAAAAUUAUCAUUAUUAUGAUAAGGUUGCAGCUAAUAAUCGUGAUGAAUACACUUGCACAAAAGAAGUUUUUUUUUCCAUUGCGUAGUCACUUUCGAUGUAAAUAACGACAUUUCGACUGUGUACUGCGAGUCUUCUUCAGGCAAUAAGGUCGACAGAGUUUUGCUUAAAUAGUUUUUUGAUCGUCGAAAACAUGCAGUCAAUAUGUUGUCGCAACGUCGCGAUCGACAUAAAAAAGUGAUCACCUUGUUAGACAAACAAUCAUACCUAGUAAACAAAUCCAUACCGUUUGCCGUAUUCUGUAUGACUCGUGCUCUGAUCCUCGUAAUCUAAAAUUAAGGAUUCAUCAUCGUUAAUCAAACGAUAAAAUGUCCAUGCAGCGAAGAAAUUCGUAUCUAGUACAGCAAAACAAAAAUUAUAUAAUAAAACUAUGCUAUCAUGCCUAUUAUCGCAUGAAAGAAGGUUUUGAUAUUGUCAAUAACACUUUGUGGUGCAUGGCAAAGACAGGUGUGAUAUACCGUACUGUUCUGCGCCAGUUUUUUAAUUAGCAUAACAGUCAAUUUCCCGCAUUGUAUACUUUCCAUUUACGGUUCGCUCUGGCACAAAACAACGCAAGGUCUAUCGUUUUUACAAAAUAGUGUUCUCUGAAAUGUUUCUGAGAAUGGAACUUUGCUCAGAUCUGCAGGAUAUACAAAUUGGAGAAAAUAGUCCUUUUCUUCUAACACGUUUCUAACACAGACGUAACUCUCAAAGAAUUAUAAAGACCAAAACUUGUCAAAUAUAGGCAACCACACAACUAUUAUUAACCCUCCUGAGUGAGUACCAAUGCUCCUUUAAAAACGUGACUUUCUGUACAGUAAGUAUAAUUACCAUGAGCAUAUCUCGAGACAUGACUCGAACCUAUGGUCCUCCUAAUAGCACGCGGAGAAAAAGAGGAGGCUAGACUGAUAGAGCCUGAGACGUUUUCUGAUUAUGUAGCUUGUUAUUCAUACUAAGGGAGAGUUCCUUGGUAAACAAGCGUACCAUACCAUUAUUGAACUCCUUAAUUACUUUAAGUCUGGCUAAACGCAAGGUCCUGCGUGUUGAUGUGAAACUCUUGCGCAAAUAUGCAAAUUGGGAAGGAGUAAUUUGAGCUUGAUUUUUGAGAUCAAAGCUAUGACAAUUCUGGAAUAGGUAAAUGAAUGGUUAACACCUAGCUCUCCACUCCCCCUGGUAAUGAACAUAUUGCUGAAGCAGUAGCCACCUAAAAACACCCUCCUCGGGCCUUCUUCUUGAAAGAAAUGCAGACUCUCUUCAUCUGUCUCCCGUCCACUUUUCAUCGAAAUCGCUAACAUAAACAUUAAUUCCGCAAUACUGGCGAGGAGAUAUAUCGCGGGGUUAUAUUUUGACGAUUUUAAAAGGCAAACAUGAAAAAGGGGCAUUGACUUUCGCGUCCUAGUAUUCUAAGGAAUAUGUACGAAGAGAGCGAAAUCUUUCUUUGCAAGUUAACGUCAUUUCAGAACAGAAGUUACAAAAUAGAAUUUACCAGUAUAACCAAAUAAUAAUUUGAGUCUUUGUCGAUGCGUAGAUAUCCUGUAGAUGUUGUUAUUGUAACGAGUUGAUCAGUUUAGUCAGCGACAUGAAUUUUCUUAAGGGAGCUAAUUUCGUGUCUUUCAAUUUAGCAUUGAUUUUCAUUCGCAGGUCUUUGAUUUGGCGAUUUUUUUUGCAAUCGCCCGGUACGCGGAAUUAAAGACCCACGAAUUUAGAUACCAAUAAGGUAGAUAUUUCUAUAAUGUUGUGUUGUGGAAAUGUCAAAGAUCAUUCGAUGUGGGAUCCAUCUAGGAGUUGUGCAUAGGUGUUGACUGGUUCAGUAAAAUUUGUGGGUCAACCUUAUUAUUUUCACCAUCGUGAUUAUUUGUCAGGCUUAGCGUUGGAUCAUCAGGAAUGCGACAGUAGUAACGACCCGUCUGCCAGACUGGCAGUUUAAACGAGCAGAUUUGCAAACAUGGGAACUAUACUUGUAUUCUAACAUUUAGUCAAGAGAGUGGUGCGCAAUCUUGUAAGGCAAAAAAAAUGUAAUCUAAGAUACAGCGGAAACAAUUCUUUUCAGCGCUGCAACAGAGAAGUUAAAAGAUGCAAAGUGGAAUACAACAAGGGAGACUGCGAUACGAAGAGAGUGAUCAGUAUUACGACGGAAAAGACGACUGCGAUUAAAUGCCAAUUCAAAGGGAUGAAUGAUGAUGUUCGAAACUCCGAAUUUUCAUUCAAGAUCAAAAACGUCUCAGUAACUUUUUUUUUCAGCCCACAAGGGUUUUCAAGAGACGGCUGUUAUGUAGAUCCACCAGAGAGCAACUCAGAAGACACAGUUUGCAGAUGCAAUCAUCUGACUCAUUUUUCUCUCUUAGCUGACUUCAGUUGUGGCCCAGAGGUAUUUUUUACUGUUGUUGUACUUUGCAUUUCGAUCAUAGGUGUGUUGGUUCAAUAAAUUCAUCGUUCAAUCUAACUUUGCGACAGCUCUCCUCCAAGGGCGUAACCAUCUUGGAGAUCAUCACAUAUGUGGGAUUAUGCCUUUCCAUCAUCGGAAUUCUUUCGACAAUAACUUUGUAUUUUUUUCCUCACGUGACUGCUAUUUCUAAUCAAUCAGCGGUGUAUUUUCUAGAACAGACAAUGUUAAAUAAAACCGGCGUUCAACAAAUUGUGAGCAACACCUACUACAGUAGACUGUCAACCAUCAUACACUUUCAGUCACUUUAAAAAAGUUCGAAAUAAAUAUAACAAUAAUUUAUGGACAAUAUUAUUUGCAAUUUCCAUACACUCAAUAUGUUGCAAAAUUUAUGAGUCAUUAUUGAUAUCACGUUUGGUUUUCAGGGCUUGUUUGUUUGUUGUUCUAAUGGUUACUUGAUUUGUUUGACCUUGCUCUUCGUUUGUGCUUCUACAGAUUUCUCGUACUUUUAUAUAAGUAUAUCAACAUCAAUACUUGCUUCACUUUCACCAGACAUAUUGGAAAACCUGUCUCAAAUACGACUAAGUCUCUUUGUAUCCCUUGGAGCUGAACAAAUAAUCUCUCUCGCUGGAAUAAACGCCACAGAAAAAACGGUGAGUGGCUCUUUACCAUUCGUGGAGUUCGUUCAAAGAAAACCUCCUUGAAUGAAAUGUAAAAAAAGUCUUUCCCCCUUACUUUUGAAGGCUGUUUGUGUCACAGUGGUAGCUCUAAUGCAUUAUUUCCUAAUGGUCGCUUUCUGUUGGAUGCUCGUCGAGGAAAUCCAUCUCUACCUGUUUGUUGUGAAAGUUUCCAACAUCAACACCAAGAUGCACAUGUAUCACGUCAUUUCAUGGGGUAUUUUGAUUUUUCAGUUGAGUUUAUCAUAUACUGUCAGGGAUUAUUUUGUUACCUUACUGUAUCAUGUUAUUAACUCUAAAUUUUCAUAAAAGGUUUCCCAGUCAUUAUGAUUGCCAUUUCACAGAGCAUCGCUCCUGAAAAAUAUGGGAUACAAAUCUUUACCAGCUAUAAUCGUUUUUGUUUACUUUGUUUGUUCACUUUUUGAAGUUUGUUUUGCUUUACUUUGAUUAUAUAUCCUACCCUUCCUUAUAACUUUCAUUAAUCUCCUUCUCACAAUCUUCAUCUUCUAAGGCCAGUCUGUGACCUACAGUUUCUUUCACUGAACGAAUGUUACUUUUGGAGGCAAAGCUGAUCGGGUAUAUUGUGAGACAUAAUUUUUCUCUUUUUAUUUUUGUUUUCCCCUUUUUUUCCCUUUAGCUGUUGGAUGUCGUCGACGUUAACUAACAAUUUGAUCUGGAUAUUUGUCGCAUUUGUGAUUAUGAUUGUAAGUUUCGCAUUAGGAUUAAUUUUUUGACAGCUUCUGCCGGAGAUUUUAACGAAAUCGUAUCCAAUUUUAAAUGAUCCUCUAAACGAUAUUUGA
Molecule: messenger RNA, 16882 nt
Organism: Pocillopora meandrina
Lineage: Eukaryota; Metazoa; Cnidaria; Anthozoa; Scleractinia; Pocilloporidae
Source: the annotation of a GenBank genome assembly